Messenger RNA from Dipodomys spectabilis (banner-tailed kangaroo rat), 2139 nucleotides. RefSeq names its product solute carrier family 6 member 12 (gene Slc6a12). The record is from RefSeq and is a predicted model, not a curated record. Lineage: Eukaryota; Metazoa; Chordata; Mammalia; Rodentia; Heteromyidae. The transcript is spliced from 16 exons. Gene Ontology annotation, biological process: sodium ion transmembrane transport; neurotransmitter transport. Gene Ontology annotation, cellular component: plasma membrane. Gene Ontology annotation, molecular function: gamma-aminobutyric acid:sodium:chloride symporter activity. Bases 28 to 2073 code for a protein of 681 amino acids.
AGACAGAGCAGCCUCCGAAGCACGUGGAUGGGACUCUGCACGGGCAGUGUGAGACCCUGCCCCUUCGGGUCCGUACGCUCAAGGCCGUGUCCCCAGGACCUAGGAACGCAGGGAGACUUAAAGCUCAGAGAAGAGGUGUGUCUCCCCCAAGGUCACACAGCAAGACCCAGCUUUGCUACUGGUCAUCUUGCCUUGGCCUCUCUCCUCCCGCCCUGCCCCAUCCACUCCGUGGAGAUGGAGAGGAAAGUGGCAAUCCACGAGGCUGGGGCUCCUGUGAUCUCCUGGGUCCCUGAGGAAGGAGAGACCAGGGACCAAGAAAGCGAGGACCGGGUGAAGGACCGGGGCCAAUGGACCAACAAGAUGGAGUUCGUGCUGUCCGUGGCUGGGGAGAUCAUCGGCCUAGGCAACGUCUGGAGGUUUCCUUACCUCUGCUACAAGAAUGGAGGUGGCGCCUUCUUCGUCCCCUACUUCAUCUUCUUCUUCAGCUGCGGCAUCCCGGUGUUCUUCCUGGAGGUGUCCCUGGGCCAGCACACCAGCCAAGGGAGCGUCACAGCCUGGAGGAAGAUCUGCCCCCUCUUCCAGGGCAUCGGCCUGGCGUCUGUGGUCAUCGAGUCUUACCUGAACAUUUACUACAUCAUCAUCCUCGCCUGGGCCCUCUUCUAUCUGUUCAGCUCCUUCACCUCCCAGCUGCCCUGGACCAGCUGCUCCAAUGCCUGGAACACAGAACUCUGCGUGAACUUCCUGAACCACUCCGCAGCCGUCAUGCACUCCGAGAACUUCACCUCGCCCGUCAUAGAAUUCUGGGAGAGACGUGUCCUGGGCAUCACCUCCGGCCUCCACGAGCUGGGGGCCCUGCGCUGGGAGCUGGCGCUGUGUCUCCUGCUCGCCUGGAUCAUCUGCUACUUCUGUAUCUGGAAGGGGAUCAAGUCCACGGGCAAGGUUGUCUAUUUCACGGCCACCUUUCCUUACCUGAUGCUGAUCGUCCUGCUGGUGCGCGGCGUCACCCUGCCCGGCGCCUCCCAUGGCAUCCUCUACUACCUGAAGCCGGACCUGCUCCGCCUCAGGGACCCGCAGGUGUGGAUGGAUGCCGGCACCCAGAUCUUCUUCUCCUUUGCCAUCGGCCAGGGGUGUCUGACAGCGCUGGGCAGCUACAACAAGUACCACAACAACUGCUACAGGGACUCCAUCGCCCUCUGCUUCCUGAACAGCGCCACCAGCUUUGUGGCCGGCUUUGUCGUCUUCUCCAUCCUGGGCUUCAUGUCCCAAGAACAAGGGGUGCCCAUUUCCGAGGUGGCCGAGUCAGGUCCCGGGCUGGCCUUCAUCGCCUUCCCCAAGGCCGUGACCAUGAUGCCGCUGUCACAGCUCUGGUCCUGCCUUUUCUUCCUCAUGCUCAUAUUUCUCGGGCUGGACAGCCAGUUCGUGUGCAUGGAGUGUCUGGUGACCGCCUUCCUGGACAUGUUCCCCGGGCAGCUGCGCAGGCGCGGCCGCCGUGAGCUCCUCAUCCUGGCCAUCGCCAUCCUGUGCUACCUGGUUGGGCUCCUGCUGGUCACCGAGGGCGGCAUGUACAUCUUCCAGCUGUUCGACUAUUACGCGUGCAGCGGCAUCUGCCUGCUCUUCCUCUCCGUGUUUGAAGUGAUCUGUAUCGGCUGGGUGUACGGGGCCGACCGUUUCUAUGACAACAUGGAGGACAUGAUCGGCUACCGGCCGUGGCCCCUGGUGAAGAUCUCCUGGCUCUUCCUGACGCCGGGACUCUGCCUGGCCAUCUUCCUCUUCUCCCUGAGCAAGUUCACGCCUCUGACCUACAACAAGGUGUACGUGUACCCGCCCUGGGGCUACGCCAUCGGCUGGCUGUUGGCUCUCUCCUCCAUGGCUUGCGUUCCUCUCUUCGCCAUCAUCAACCUGCUGCGGGCCAGGGGCUCCUUCACGGAGCGCCUCCGGCAGCUAGUCACGCCCGACCCCAGCCUGCCCCAGCCCCGGCCGCGCCCCAGCGCGGAGGGGGGCCUGGCCCAGGAGGGCAGGCUCCCCACCGCCAAGGAGGGCCUCGUGGCUCAGGAGAAGGAGACGCACUUGUAGCGGGCGGCUCCGGACCAGGCCCCCUGGGAGACAGCGUCUGCUGAGACCUGGGGGUGGCGGGGUGGG